AUGGCCAACCCAAAGCCCAACCAGGGAGCCGCCCAGCCGCCCCCUGAUGAGCCCCCCAACCCACAGACAACAACAACCCACACACCCACCCCGGGCCUCAAGCAGCUGCUACCCCCGGCCACCAUCGAGCCCAGCCCCGAGCAGCCCGGCAAGUUCUUCUUCUACGGCUCGCUGAUGGACCCGGACGUCCUCUACGCCAUCACAAGAUCCUCGGCCGAGCCCGUGCUGCACAAGGCCACCAUCCGCGGCCACAAGAUGAAGAAGUGGGGCUCGUACCCGGCGCUGAUCCCCGGCGGCGCGGGGGAUGUGGUCGACGGGGUGUACUGGGAGGCCGAGGACGCCGGGCAGUCUGCGCUGCUGCAGCAUUACGAGACGAACAUGUACCGGCCUGUUGCUUGUACGAUCCGCGUUGAGAAGGGGGACGGGGGUGUUGUCGUUGAGGACGGGCUUGUUUUUGUGUGGGCCGGCAACGCGGGGAGCGAGGAGCUUGAGGAGGGGGGGUUCUCGCUUGAGGAGUAUCGGUUGCACCACAAGCCGUAUAUGUUUGUGCCCAAGCCCUGGGAAUUAUAG
Molecule: messenger RNA, 570 nt
Organism: Diaporthe batatas
Lineage: Eukaryota; Fungi; Ascomycota; Sordariomycetes; Diaporthales; Diaporthaceae
Exons: 2
Coding region: 1-570 (189 amino acids)
Source: RefSeq, a predicted model, not a curated record